Lingula anatina is the source of this 2844-nucleotide messenger RNA. RefSeq names its product glutathione hydrolase 1 proenzyme. Gene Ontology annotation, cellular component: plasma membrane. Gene Ontology annotation, biological process: glutathione catabolic process. The record is from RefSeq and is a predicted model, not a curated record. NCBI's taxonomy places the organism in Eukaryota, Metazoa, Brachiopoda, Lingulata, Lingulida, Lingulidae. Gene Ontology annotation, molecular function: glutathione gamma-glutamate hydrolase.
AUUACGUAAUCACGCAAAGACAAGUAAAUGCAUGAUCAGUAUGCAGAAAUAGAGUUUACUUCUGCAAAGAAUGUAAGCCAAUGAAAUGUCAGCAACGGUAAAAUAUGUAAAUAGAUGCAAGCCCUGUUAGGUUGACUUACUUCAUUGGACUGGGGAGUUAGAUGAAAAGAGCAUUGUCUAAAGGCCCGUUACCAUCAUGAAGGAAUCGCUGCAAACCACUGAAUAUGGGAGAGUGGGGCAAAGCGAUGGAAUAUGCAAAUGUAUCAGUUUCCGCAAACGAAACGUUAUCUUGCUGGUCUUGCUUGUGGUGGCAUUGGUGGUAUUGUUGGUAGUUCUCUUUGCUACUGGUACCAUACCUGUGGGUGGAAGUACUACUCCAAACGCAGCCGAUGACCCUGAGGCGCCUCCCUCGGCUUCACGACUGGGAGAAUACAGGUUUGCCGCCGUAGCUGCGGAUGCUGGAGAAUGCUCAAAAGUGGGGACAGAAUUUCUUGCCCGGUGUGGCUCAGCAGUAGAUGCGACCAUCGCGACAUUGUUAUGUAUAGGAGUACACAAUGCGCACAGUAUGGGUGUCGGAGGAGGUUUCUUCAUGACAGUUUAUAACAGGGCAAACAAAACAGCACAUACAAUUGAUGCAAGGGAACAAGCACCGGCUGCCGCUUAUGAAACCAUGUUCACCAACAACCCUAGCAAAACCGCAACUACUAUUGGGGGACUAGCCAUUGGGGUGCCAGGAGAAAUAAGAGGCUACUGGUUGGCCCACCAACGUUUUGGUAAACUACCGUGGAGGGAACUGUUCGUGCCUACCAUUAACAUGUGUAGAUCAGGGAUAAAAGUCGGGAAAGCACUGGAAAAAGCCUUAAUAGCACUAGAAAAGUAUAUCCUAAACGACGCUAGCCUCAGCGAAGUGUUCGCCCCAAGAGGAAAAAUAUUAAAAGCAGGUGAUAUGAUGUACAGAUAUAAGUUAGCGGUUACGCUAGAGAAGAUUGCCAAUGCUACUGAUGGAGUAUCGGAAUUUUACGAUUCUGAAUUGACUCGAGACAUCGUUGAUGAAAUACAGGAAAAAGGUGGCAUUAUAACAAGACAGGACAUGCGAGAAUACACAGUGAAAGAAAAGGAACCCCUGACCCUAGAAAUGAACAACGGAAUGAAAGUGUAUACACCUCGGCCUCCAUCUAGUGGGGCUGUUUAUCAAUUUAUACUUAACAUUCUCCAAGGUUAUAAUUUUACUACUCAAGAGCUUCACGGUUCGCAUGCAGUUCGUACAUAUCACCGUAUGGUAGAAGCGAUGAAGUUCGCGUAUGCAAAGAGAACCGAGUUUGGUGAUGAAGAUUACUUGAGAAACACCACCUUGGACCAGCUGGUGAAAAACAUGACCUCUCUUGAGUUCGGGGACCAUAUCCGCAGUCUCAUCACAGACAGCACAACACAUGACACGGCAUAUUAUGGACCAACAUUUUACGACAGAAUGACCGAGGGUACCUCGCAUUUGUCUGUUUUGGCGGGAAAUGGAGAUGCUGUCGCAGUUACCAGCACCAUUAAUUUAUAUUUAGGAUCUCGAGUUCGAGGGAAGAAGACAGGGAUUAUAUACAACAAUCAAAUGGAUGACUUUUCCUCUCCAAACAUAACCAAUGCAUUUGGAAUCGCACCGUCUCCUAACAAUUUCAUUCGACCCGGAAAGCGCCCUCUAUCGUCCAUGUGCCCAACCAUUAUAGUUAAUAAGGACGGUGACGUAAUCCUGGUUGUUGGGGCAUCCGGUGGAUCCAGGAUCACCACUGCCAUCGCAUAUGUUACGGCACGCACACUGUGGUUCGGUGAAAAUAUCAAGCAAGCCAUCGAUGCUCGUCGAAUUCAUCACCAACUGUUACCGCCUGAAAUAAGUUAUGAGGAAGGGUUCAGAAAAGUGUACAUCUCGGGUCUGAGGGCGCUAAACCAUAAUUUAACAGAUAAAGCUGUCAUGCCCUCUGUGGUACAGGGUAUUCACAGAAGCGGAAGUGCCAUCUAUGCAAACUCGGACUUCAGAAAAGGUGGCUAUCCAGAUGGUUAUUAGAAACGGCGAUUUUAGAAAGCGUAUAACCUACCACCGGUGUUUUGGUAAUAGGAGUUCUUAUUGUUUUGAUUUUAGAAUUUUUCUGCGCAAUCUAUCCGACAAUCGUUUUCCGUCUGCUUCUUAUAGGAGUACUUGAAUCAAGCUUGAUCAAGCUUAAAUUUAGUAAGCAUGAAAGGGCGGCUCAUACAUGUACACAUUAUUGAUAGUAAAUAAUUAGUGUAGUAUCAAUUCGCACAGCAGAAAGAAGUGCAUAAAAAGGACACUUAGCAGCUUUGGGCAAAAUUUUGUGAAACUGUUAAACGCAUACAUUUUUGACACUUUCAAGAUUCCCCUGCUCGACUGGUUGAAAUAUUGGUCAAGUAGAAAGGAAAUUGAGCUUGUGAUACAAAAUGUGCUUGAAUAUUUAACCUUUUUUAUAUUUUACCUUUAUAUUUUAACAUUUAUAUAUCCCUGGUUUUAAAAUCGAAAUCUUGUAUACAUGUAGACCUACUUCAAUACCCCAGAAGACCUUAUAUUCAAAACAAUUGCACCAGUUAAAAAUUUUACACUUAUGCUGACUGGCCAACCGGAACGGUACCAAAGUGAAAUUUACACAGGUAACUGAUUGUUUAUAUACUAAGAGCAUUCCGGUGUGUCAUCGUGAAAUUAACAGCUACACUAAUAUAUUGCUUACAGGAUGCAUUAUGUACUACAUGAAUAUCUCACUUACACUCCUGGAAUAUAUGUUUCAUGUUUUAUGUGUGUUUGUGCUGUUUUUCGAAAUCACUCUUCAAUAAAAUUUGUCAACAACAAAA